This is a messenger RNA of Aspergillus caelatus, 1313 nucleotides long. RefSeq names its product putative GPI anchored protein. The coding region runs from base 491 to 1075 and encodes 194 amino acids. NCBI's taxonomy places the organism in Eukaryota, Fungi, Ascomycota, Eurotiomycetes, Eurotiales, Aspergillaceae. The transcript has a single exon. The record is from RefSeq and is a predicted model, not a curated record.
GUCUAAAGUGACGUCUAUCAUGACCUCAUAGCACAAUUUAACGUGAGUGAAGUCAAGAGACACUACACCUUCCGACCGGAAUAUCACCAGAUGGGGAGAACAAACACCACGUCCUCGAUCUCUCUCAAUCCCACAUGGAAGCCUCCGGAAAACGGCUGUGGAGCCGUGGAUCCAAGCACACUUUACCGUGAAACGUAAGUUGGGCGACCAGGUCCGCGGUGAUUCGUGGCUGUGGUCUCCAUCGUAGUGCAUUGCCACUGGAGCCAUAGCUGUGACUGUUAUGCCGAUCCAAUUUUAUCAUCAAUACAGGGCAGAGAAGAAAAUAUUUAAGGAGCCUGGGACUCUCCAGAUUUACGGGAAAUUAUUCAGAUCAUUCCAAUCACAAAUCUAAUCUGUGGAUUACCUCCCCAUCUCAGAUAUCAAUCACUUCCAUACCUCUACCUCCACGGUCAUCAAAAACUAUCCACAUUCUAUACAUAACUCCUUCAAAAUGCAGUUGACUCUUCUCACCACCCUGCUCCUCUCCACCUCCGCCCUGGCCGCUCCCCAGCUCGACCAAAUCAUCUCCGAUGCUGCUGGUAUCGCCCAGACCGCUGUGAACGGCGGCCAGAGCAUCGCUUCCGACAUUGCCAGCGGCGCAACCGCCGUGGCAUCCGCCGUUGAGACCGGUGUCCCCGGUGCUGCCUCAUCCAUCACCUCGGCCGCGGGCGCCGCCGCCUCCAGUGCAGAGGGCUGGGGCUCCUCCGUCGCUUCUAAUGCCGAGAGCUGGGGCUCUUCCGUCGCGUCUGAGGCCAGCUCCAAGCUGAGCGACAGCUUGACCACCCUGACCGGCACCAACGGUCAGCCCACUUCCACCGGCGUCGUCUCGACCACCUCCGCCAGCGGAAGCGAGACCACCACCACUACAGGCUCCUCCAGCACCGGUACUUCUUCUUCUUCCUCCUCCUCUUCCUCUUCGGCCGGCAGUGCCUCCUCCACCACCAGCGACGACGCAGGUGCCAUGCCCACUCCCUUCAGCUUCGGUGCUGGUAUCGCCGGUGUCGCCGGUGUUCUGGGUGUCAUGGCUGCUCUGUAAACGAACAACGAUAUAAAAUUCUAUACGCAUCGCUGUUUUCGGUACGAAUUACUAUGUUACACUAUACCAUGAUUUAAGCGGGAAAUAUUAUCCUUCUGUUACGACAAAUUAAUGGGAAUCAUGGCGUUUUUCUUCUUCUGUCAUCAUGUACAUGAAUAUACAUUUUGAGUUCUGACAUACAUAUAUAUACUUUUUAUGGUAUGAUUAUAUCUCUAGUAAUGCAAAUUUACUAGUACAA